Molecule: messenger RNA, 2170 nt
Organism: Serpula lacrymans var. lacrymans S7.9
Lineage: Eukaryota; Fungi; Basidiomycota; Agaricomycetes; Boletales; Serpulaceae
Exons: 17
Coding region: 243-2087 (614 amino acids)
Biological process (GO): actin cytoskeleton organization; actin filament bundle assembly
Cellular component (GO): cell junction; actomyosin contractile ring; plasma membrane
Molecular function (GO): calcium ion binding; actin lateral binding
Source: RefSeq, a predicted model, not a curated record
GAGUCAAGCUUGUCUUCCUUGGUCCCGCUUGCUCCAAUACCCUCAGAGCCCUAUUCUGCCUUUCUGUGUUAACAUCAUUUGGAUAUUCACCAUCAUUGUGACCUUCGAAAGGACUGAAGAAAACAUACGAGAGCUAACUAUAGGUUACCGAGACCAGUCAACUUACCAGCUUUGAACAUACUUCAAGCUUGGGACAUUCACGAGCAGUAAAUUGAGCACUUCCGUCCUACAAUUCUGUUUCCAUGGAUUCAACACAAGAGCGGACGUUCUGCAAGUGGUUAAACACCAAACUAGAAGCUCAGGGAUAUCCUCCGAUGACUUCCUUGGUGCAAGAUCUCUCUGAUGGUGUGCGGCUGAUACAACUCAUGGAUAUUAUAGGUGAUACAUCGUUGGGACGAUAUAACAAGAAUCCCCGUAUGCGCGUGCAGAAGGCCGAGAAUGUGAACAAGGCUUUAGAAUUUAUCACAUCCAGAGGAGUCAAACUUACCAACAUUGGACCAGAAGAUAUCAUAGAUGGAAACUUGAAGCUCAUUCUUGGCAUGAUUUGGACACUCAUUCUCCGGUUUACUAUUGCAGAUAUCAGUGAAGAAGGUCUGUCUGCCAAGGAGGGUCUUUUGCUCUGGUGUCAACGCAAGACGGAACCUUACAAAGAAGUCAAUGUACAAGACUUCUCCCUCAGCUGGUCGGACGGGCUCGCCCUCUGUGCCCUCAUUCAUUGUCAUCGACCUGAUUUGCUGGACUAUGACAAACUAGACAAGUCUGACCGACAUGGUAUUACUCGCCUUGCUUUUCAAGUAGCAGCAGAUCAUCUUGGAAUCCCCCAAUUAUUAGAAGUGGAGGAUGUCUGCGAUUCCAGCCGGCCUGAUGAACGUAGUGUUAUGACUUACAUUGCAAGUUUUUUUCAUGCAUUUUCUACUAUGGACCAAGCAGAGACAGUUUCACGUCGUGUCGAAAAGUUUGCCGAGUUGAUGCAGUCAGUAUGGCUAAGUAAAAAUGAUUAUGAACGACGCGUUCGGGCGCUUUUAAGCUCCCUGAUCGAGACACAGGACGAGUGGGCGGCCAGCCAAUUUUCUGGGACUUAUACAGAUGCAAAAGAACAUUCAGCUACUUUCACCACCUAUAAACAGACGAACAAACGUGCAUGGGUUACAGAACGACAAGACGUUACUUCACUUUUUGGCAAUAUUCAGACGAAACUCCGUACAUAUGGACUGAGAGAAUACGUCCCUCCUCUUGGGCUUACACUUUUGGAUCUGGGUGACGCUUGGGACGCAUUGUUAGCCUCUGAAGCAAAGCGCUCCAGGGCAAUCAAUGCUCAAAUACGACAAAUCAAGGAGACUCUACGGAAACAGUUCGCCGAUAUCGCAAAUGAUUUCGAACAACGACUUCAUGUUGUCUCGUUAGAACUAUCAGCUGUUGCUGGUCCUUUAGAGACUCAGCAAGAACAAGUACGGGAAAUUCAAACCCGAAUACCUGCCCUGUCGGAUGCUCUGGUCGAUGUAGCAAAUGCUGAGUCUGCAUGUAUUGCUGCAAAUGUUGAGGAAAACGACUAUACCGUGUUCACUUGCUCAGACCUCGAAUUCGAGUUAGAGCUUCUUACUCAGAGCAUUGCCAAGAAAAUAUCAUUCAUCGAUAAUCAGAUCGUGUCUCGCAACAUGACCAACUUGACUCCUGCACAACUAGAACAAUUUGAGAGCACGUUUCGCUACUUUGAUCGAGACGAGACCAAUACGCUCAGUUUGUCCGAAACAAGCGCAGCAUUGGCGAGUCUGGGUCUUGUAUACUCUGAUGAAGACAUGGAUUACAUCUAUGACCAGCUUGUGCUGGACUACGGAGCAAUCACAUUCGAAGCAUUCAUCAAUCUAUUGGUUGAUAUAACUGAGGAUCAAACAUCUCCGGAGCAGCUGCGGGAGGCAUUCCGCGGUAUUGCUGGCGACAAGCCAUUUGUAACUGAGCUUGAUCUGCGGCUUGCGCAGUUGCCUGUUAGCGCCAUCGAUUACCUCCGUGAAGUGAUUCCAGCUGAUCAGAGUGGGACCGGAGAGCCAGAGUAUGAUUAUGAGGCGUGGCUAGACAACGUGUUUGUAUAAUUUCAGUUCAGUUUAACCAAACAAAUAUGUCGAGAACGCCUUUCGUACUUGUUCCUGCAAUGAAUGCUACGCAGUUGGCCGCA